AUGGGCAGACGCUGGAAGCCAACGGAGUGUCAGUGUGCCAAAUUCAUCAAGCAGCACCCAGGAGCUCAGCUACAUGAAGGACACGUGGUCACUGGCCUGGAAACUUUGCAGCUACCUACAACGCACAAGGCCUUCACCAACGUUGGAGCUGGCAACACCUUCUAUUCCUCCAAGCAGCGCAUCAAGAGACAACAUCAGGACCAAUUCCAGCGACCACGCCAACGCACAUCUCAUGAUCUAUUCUAUUGCCCCACCAUCUACAACCAAGCCGCCUACAACACCUGGAUGGACAAGCAGACAUUCCGAAUACUAGACAAGGACCCGGAGGAGAUCAAACAGGACAUGCAACACAACACCCCCAAGGUAGUCGCAAAGCACUACGCCAAGCUCCUCGCCUACGAAAAGCCCCUGCCGUAUGGGUAUAUACUCAUGAAAAGGAAAAAGCGAUGGGCCAAGGGGAGGGCCAUUAUCGCGUACAGCAAUACGUGCAUCGGCAAAUUACUGAAGAUCGCGGCCCUAGCGUUACAACAGAUGUUGAGGAUAACCUGGCCCAACCAUUUUGGUGACGUCAGCUCACCACAACUCUGGGAGGAAAUACACCAGCUCUUCAACAACAACGAGCACCUGUACCCGGAGCGCCAUUUGAAAUUUCUCAAUCACGAUUUGGUCGGAUUCUUUAAUUCGAUACCACAAUCCGACAUUCUGCAGAGCAUCCACUUCCUCACGUCCCAAUUCCUUGACGACCACAACCCCACCAUCACCGUCGACCCGCACAACAAGAUCGCGCCCGCACACUCCGGCAAGUCAACCUACAGCCUCAAAUCCAACAUGGUCAAGGUACAAGCCGAACACAUACCAGCCAUCAUUCAGUUCAGCUUUGACUUGCGGCACGUCCAUGGGAAACCAAAUCAGUCCCAUCCUUUCUACGCGCGCAAUAGUGGCCACAGAAAUCACAUGGCUACGAAUGUACGGUACGUCGACAACAGAGCCAUCAUCGUGGAUGAAGAAGAGCUCCAGAGCAAUCCAUAUAUCCAGCAGCUGGCGUCAUUGCAUUUCUACAAGAAGCCAGUACAACUUGAAGAUGAAGCAUGUGAUGACUUCCUUGGCUUCCGCAUUCACGCGGAUGAUCGACGGAUCACCUACACCCUCCACCGAGAAGCUUGGAGAUAUCGAUUACCACAAUCAGCGGGAUCCACAAAACUGCGACUCAGUGGAUACCACAGCAGAAAGCACCUUAUUCGAACCAUUGCCUACCCAGCAGACGUGGCCAAGAAACAGCUGCAGGAGCUUGACGACCUCUACGGUAGCCGGGUUAAGAAGUGCAAAAAGCAGCGCGCCAAUGCCGCCGGAAAUGCCAUAAUCCUAACCGACAUCGAUACGGACUCUGAAGCUAUGGAAUACAAGGUCAGACUACCACACGGGCUACCGCUGGACAUGAAUGCACCCGUGCACUCAGUGGCCAAGGAUGACCCGGUAGAACAAGAAUGUGAACUACUCCUUCAGCAAAGAUACAUUCCAUUUGAAGUUUUCCCAUGGCUCUCCACAAAGCUCAACUCAGAAUUCCUUCGAGCAUCUGCACUCACCCGAGCAGGCAGACGAGCAACAGCCUAUACAGUUGGCACAUACUACCACGCGGGCAGCAUCGGAGUACGUACCAACACAAGGCAGAGACCAUGGACGGCAGCUACACUGGCAUACAUGGUGCGAGCAUGCACUCACACGUCGUUUUCAACGGUGUCCCUAUUGCGCAACAUACACAUGCGCACUCAUCGAGACAAGUACAACAAGCCAGGAAGCCUCAAUGUAGUGAUCCCAGUAUCAGCUUUUCGACAAGGACACCUACACGUAUGGAUAGAGGAAGACAAUGGACCAGAUCUUUCUCCGAAUGGACAACAUCGCGGACGUAACAUUGAACUCAAGUUGCCCGGAGUUGAGUUCAGCCCAUUCAAACUCCACGGCACAUGUCCAUGGAAAUCAGAUCGAUUGAUCAUCUCAGCCUACACCACCAAUCGCAUCGAGGACAUAUGCAGCGAGGACAAGGGAUACCUCCAACAGCUUGGCUUCAACCUUGCCUAA
Symbiodinium sp. CCMP2592 is the source of this 2076-nucleotide messenger RNA. Lineage: Eukaryota; Dinophyceae; Suessiales; Symbiodiniaceae. The record is from the annotation of a GenBank genome assembly.